This is a messenger RNA of Effrenium voratum, 1149 nucleotides long. NCBI's taxonomy places the organism in Eukaryota, Dinophyceae, Suessiales, Symbiodiniaceae. The record is from the annotation of a GenBank genome assembly.
AUGGCACAAGCACCCAGCCAGGACAUCGUCACCGAAACGCUGCGCAAGAUCAUGCUGCCUGACGGGCGCGAUCUGGUCGGCGCCGGGAUGGUGUCGGACAUCUUCAUCGCCGACGGGAAGGUCUUCUUCUCGCUGACCUGCGAUGCCGCCGAUGCAGAGCGGCUGGAGCCGGUGCGCGAGGCGGCCCAGGCUGCGGUCACGGCGCUGCCCGGCGUCAAGGCGGCGAUGGUUGCGCUGACCGCCGAAAAAAAGGGCGGCCAGAGCGGGCCGGAGCCGCAGGCGCGAAACGUGCCGCCACCGCCGCCAUCGGCCGGGCGGCGCCCGGUCACCGACCGGGCGAAGCCGGGCGUCCCCGGGGUCAAGCACAUCAUCGCCGUCGCGUCGGGCAAGGGCGGCGUCGGCAAGUCGACCACCGCGAUCAAUCUGGCGCUCGGUCUUGCUGCUUGCGGUCUGAAAACCGGCAUUCUGGAUGCAGACAUUUACGGGCCGUCGCUGCCGCGUCUUUUGGGAUUGAAGGACACCAAACCGCAGCAGCUCGAGGGCCGCAUUCUCAAGCCGAUCGAACAGUUCGGGCUGCAGGCCAUGUCCAUCGGCUUUCUGGUCGAGGAAGAGACGCCAAUGAUCUGGCGCGGGCCGAUGGUCGUCUCGGCGAUCACGCAAAUGCUGCGCGAGGUGGCCUGGAGCGAUCUCGACGUUCUGGUCGUCGACAUGCCGCCGGGCACGGGAGACGCGCAGCUCACCAUGGCGCAGAACGUUCCGCUGUCUGGCGCGGUGAUCGUCUCGACGCCGCAGGAUCUGGCGCUGAUCGACGCGCGCAAGGGCCUGAAAAUGUUUGAAAAGGUCAAUGUGCCGGUUCUCGGCAUCAUCGAGAACAUGAGCUAUUUCGUGGCGCCGGACACCGGCGCGCGCUACGACAUCUUCGGCCAUGGCGGCGCCAGGGCGGAAGCUCAGCGGCUGGGUGUCCCCUUUCUGGGCGAGGUUCCGCUGGUGAUGGCGAUCCGCGAAACCUCCGACGCCGGAAGACCGAUCACCGUGGCCGAACCGGACGGUCCGCACGCCGCUGCCUACACGGCCAUCGCCGAGCGAGUUUCGGCGGCGCUCUCGACCGGUGCCGGCGCGAAACCAGCCCCCGCCAUCGUUUUCGAGUGA